Molecule: messenger RNA, 3518 nt
Organism: Anarrhichthys ocellatus (wolf-eel)
Lineage: Eukaryota; Metazoa; Chordata; Actinopteri; Perciformes; Anarhichadidae
Product: cytospin-A
Exons: 11
Coding region: 429-2300 (623 amino acids)
Molecular function (GO): protein binding
Source: RefSeq, a predicted model, not a curated record
CUCUUUAAAACUAAAAAGGUCAAUCGGUUUUAACGUAGCGGGCGAUAAAUUGAAGUUACUUUUCGAAAACACGGUUUCAAACUCUUGGAUGCGCAUAAUGCGGGCUGUUUGUGUAAAAGCGUCGACAGCGCGUUAAAGUCAAUGGCCUGAGAAUGAAAAAUGAUUGGUCUUUUUCUUUUAGUUGUUUUUAAUCAAAUGUUUUUGCAAAUAAAAGUUAUUAGUUGUGUUGUUUCGAUGGCGCGAAUUUCAGUUUCCAAUGAGGUCUGUGUUCACGUUUGCGCUUCGGUCGUCACAUGUUCCCUGUAGACUCCACCAGUGCGUCAUGACAUUUAAAGGCACGGAGGUUAGUUCACUACACAGCUGAGCUCACUGAAUUAUGUCUCAGCUGGAUAACAUACUGCCUACUGGAAGUGCAUGACUCUUUCUGGAUGUCCUGUGUGUGUGUGUGUGCGUGUGCGUGUGCGUGUAGGUCACUUUGGUCUGAGCUGAGUGAAAGAGCAACAAGCACCUGCAGGGCCCCCAUCAGCGGCCCAAACCCCAUUACUGCAGUAUGGGUAACUUUUCCAGCAAGGACAGCCAUGGACCCACAGAGUGAUGGGCCUGCUUCCAUGCCCGGUGUCCCCCAACUCCUUCCCCCUACCUCACUUCAACCUUCCCCUGGAGCACCGGUUUCAUCGCCACCUCCGGUCCCAGUCCUCGCAUCCAGUGGGAAGAAAGCGCAGCCAAGCACCUACCCUACCACUUCCAGUGCCGCUCCUGAUGUGAAGCCUCAUCCACCGGCCAGUUCAAAUAGCUUCACCUUUGGCCUUGGAGUUAGCCCACUGCACCACAAGUCAGGAAGUGCUGUGGGUAAAGGACAAGCUGCUUUGGGGAGGAAUGGUGGUCCUCCUACCUCCGGCCCUCGACCUCUGGCCUCCCGGGGGAAGACUGCGGCCAUCAGCCCCACAAAGAGCCCCUCCACUCUGUGUAGCGCCUCACCGGUGGCGGGCAGCUCUUCUGGGCAGAACUGGAGGGAAAGGGACAGCGGUCUGAGUCAGUCUUUGCUGCCGGCUCACAAAGCUGGGGACAGUCAGGGUCAGGAGCUGGAGAAGCUGCUGGAGGAGUGUAGGUCAGCACUGGGUAUCACUGCCAGUCAGGAUGGGGCCACCAACACGGCAGAGAUACUGAAGCAUCUACUGACAGAAGCGAAGAGUUUGAAGAGUACUUUGCAGACGGAGCGUGGGGAAUGGCUGCAGUUCCAGGCUGACCUACAGGUGGCGGUGUCAGUGGCGGACCGUCUGAGAGCCGAGGCGGAGGAAGAGCUGACUGCGCUCCGCACGGCGCACAAGGACGUGGAAAGGGAGCUGGCCGCGUCCCAGCAGAGACAGAAGGAGGCCGAUAUGCAACUGGUGACCCUGAGAGGGGAGCUGAAGCAGAGCAGGCAGAGACUGGCCGCUCUCUCCCAGGCUCCGUGUCAGGAACCAGAGAGGCCCAACGGAGAAGCAACCGACAUCCCCGAAAGCAAAGACGGGACCCAAAGGGGCAGAGAGACGGGGCUGCACAGGCCGGGGCGAGAAGGGACGGAAAGCAAGAGUCCCAAUGAAUCCACGAAGAAUGUCGAGGAUGCCAAAGCAGACUGUAAAGGUGUGACCAAGCGUUACCUGAGGAACGUGACCAACAAGGAGAGGAGUGGAGAGGAGGUGCGAAGGCCGGUAACCACGGAGAGGUCAAGGAGCCUUUCCAGAUUGCCUGCCUCCUCAGGCUCCCCCACCAUGCAGAAUGGAACUUCCCAGCCCCACACCGCCUCAACUGUUGGCCCUACAAACAAGAACUCGGGGCAACUGAGAGGCCGAAGAAGUCUGGAUUGGCAAGACAGCCGGUCGAGCACUGACACAGGAAAACGCGAGGAGUCUCUAAACAAGUACAACUCUACCCUCACUGAGCUGCCUCCCACCAAGUCCCAGGAUGGUUUCAACCUGCUGCUGCGUCGCCACGGAGGCUCAAAGAGGAACUCGCUGCUCCGUUGGUGUCAGAGCCGAACACAAGGCUACAUGAAUAUCGACAUCACCAACUUCAGCAGCAGCUGGGCCGACGGUCUCGCCUUCUGUGCCGUGUACCACACCUACCUCCCCUCACACGUCCCUUACACCACUCUCACUCCAGAGAACAAGCGGGAGAAUCUCAGCCUGGCAUUCAAAACAGGAGAGACUGUUGGGAUUGCACAAACCCUGACGGUAGAGGAGAUGCUGAGAGCAGGAGGUCCUGAUUGGCAAAGGGUCCUGAGCUACGUGGAGAGCAUCUACCAGCACUUUGAGAUGUGACUGCUGUCGGUAUACUGACAGACAAGCCCGUCAUAGUGGAUCCUUAAGGACUCUCCAAAGGAAACAAUAUCAGUUGUGAUGGCUUCCCCGAAUAUUAUAAUAUACCUAUUCUUGUGUGUCCGGAAACUGGAUGAACUUCUGUUAGUAAAAGCUACAAUGACUUCAUGUCAAAACAUAAAAAAAAAGGAUUUCAAAUUUCAACUGAAGUCCCCUCUGCUUGUCAUACGCUUCGGAAAAUGUCCUCUGACCAGAAGUGGUUUGUUUCCAUUCUUAUUUCUAAUAUACAUUAAAUCAGCUGCCAUUUGACUUACAUCAGUACGUAGUGAAGCAUUCAGACAUAGUGAAAGUAGAUAGCUUAUAUACGAAUCUGAACAACUGAGAAGGAUUAAUAAAACAUAUUUUUUAAUACAAAAUUUUACAUAUUUUAGCUUUUAAAAGACUAUUAGUGACCACAAUAAAGAACAUGUGGAUCUUUUUUUUUUUAUAGCAUCCUUAUGAGGAAGGUGUAUGUUUAGGCUGAGUUUCUGUAAAUGUCUCCACACUGGUACGUCACUGGCCAUAAGUACUGUAUAACAUCAUGUCCUUUAUCAAAUCUGUAAGCAGUCCUUAAACUGGUCGUUGUUUUACCCGCCAAUGUGUUUUACCUUUUAAGCAUGUCUGUUAUGCUCCUCAAAGAUUCUACUUCAUCCUGGACCUUUUAAGCACUCUGUAAAUAUGCACUUUUGUCGACACCUUGUUGGUGUACGAAUGUAAUAAUGUACAGUACAGAUGUUGCAUAACUGCUGGUUAGUCUUCUACGGGCUCGGUAGGUAUUCAGUAGAAAAGGCUGCAGACCAGUCAGAAGAUUUGUCAAGUUCAACUUUCGGUUUAACAGACAGCUCGUGUUUUCUCACAGUAACUGCAGCGACUGAAUGACAAUGAUCAAAAUCUAAAAAAGUGCCUCCACGUCAACUAAAGUGGGCCAACGCUGUCGAGGUGCUCAGGGAUGUGCACUACAGGAGUGAAAUAAAAGCAAAACACAAGCCCACACAGGCUUGUGCAUCCGGUUGCAACAUCAUCGCACAGACGCAUCCUCGCACCACACGCCAGCUGAGAAACUGAAAAACAAGUUUCAGCAGGUGUAAAGCGGAGUUUGUUGCCAAAGUAACACCAUUGUAAAAUUGUUUAUAUGUAACUAGUGUGAAAAGAAUAAUACCAAAGAAAAUAAAAUGUUAAUAU